AUGGCGAUCAUCAAGUCGGUUCCUGUUCUACUACUAAAGAACGCUCAAUUUGGCGUCACUUUGAAUGUUACCAAAGCCAUGACUCUUCUUAAUGCAUGCCGUCUCUCUCAUCCACCUCUCAUCAAUUGCGAUCUGAGCGUUGACAGUCUUGCUCUAGGUAUGUUCCUUGCUCCUGAUAGUUCUCUUAGACCAUCAACAUCAUCGGUUAGUGUUGGGGCUCCUAGUCCAAUUUUAGGGGAAAACGAGGUUAACCCAACCCUGAUACCUUUAGGAGGAGAAAGCGAGGGUUCUGCUUCUUCCUCUGGAUCAUCCCUACUUGCUAGAAGCAAGUGA
Messenger RNA from Impatiens glandulifera, 333 nucleotides. RefSeq names its product non-specific lipid transfer protein GPI-anchored 31-like. The record is from RefSeq and is a predicted model, not a curated record. The transcript has 5 exons. The coding region runs from base 1 to 333 and encodes 110 amino acids. NCBI's taxonomy places the organism in Eukaryota, Viridiplantae, Streptophyta, Magnoliopsida, Ericales, Balsaminaceae.